Polyodon spathula (Mississippi paddlefish) is the source of this 2897-nucleotide messenger RNA. Its product is annotated as connector enhancer of kinase suppressor of ras 2-like. NCBI's taxonomy places the organism in Eukaryota, Metazoa, Chordata, Actinopteri, Acipenseriformes, Polyodontidae. Gene Ontology annotation, molecular function: protein binding. The transcript is spliced from 17 exons. The record is from RefSeq and is a predicted model, not a curated record. Bases 218 to 2260 code for a protein of 680 amino acids.
GAAUCGGCGUCAUGUGAUUGUGCCUCUUGGCAAGCCCGUCUUGGGUGAGGCGAUAAGGAAUGGAAUACUGUACCUGCAAGUGGGCGUGGCUCUUCUUUCUCUAGAACGCUUUUUUUUUUUGAUAUGCGAAUUUGGAGACAAUCUAACCUCGCCCAGAAUACAGAUCGGAAUCAAAACCAAAUAAAUUGACCCCCCUCCCCUACCCCCAACUCCUGAAAUGGAACAGAUUGCAACCUGGAGUCACGAAAGCGUGAUACGUUGGUUAAGAGGUCUGGAGCCUGCCCUACAGCAGUAUCACUUUGAGGAGUGGCUGCUGACGGGGGAAUAUUUACUGCGGCUAUCUUACCAGGACCUGGAGAGGCUUGGGGUAAAGAAGAUUGGCCACCAGGAGCUGAUUCUAGAGGCCGUUGAGCUCCUCUGUUCCCUGAAUUACGACUUGCGGCGAGAGAACAUGCGCUCGGUGACGGAGAAGCUGAGGGGCGUCUCGCACACCCUGCAGGGGGUGGUUCAGAGCCGUUGGAAGGUGAACGCUUACAAAGGCACGAGCGUGAGCAAGCUGGCCCCAGAUAUCUUGCUGUCCAUCAUUGACCUGGUCACUGCGGCCAAAGCACUCUUCUCCUGGCUUAACAGGUACCUCUACUCACAUCUGAAUGAUUAUUCAGCCACUAAAGACAUCGUCGCACUCUGUGCCCAGCUAGGCAACACUGUUAAAAAGGACAGCACAGCUUAUGAAAAAGAAAAAGAAGUCGUGUCCAUUUGUAAACAGAUGGUUGGCAUCUGUGACAGCAUCCUGAGGAACAGCUCAGAAAGCCUCUUAAACCACACUGCAAACCUGGAGAGUGUGGAGCUGAUCCCUGUUGCCCCAGGAGAUAAUCUGGGAAUUGAGAUCACAUCAACUGGCUCAAGCCUUCAUUUUGUGACGGGAACGGCUGCUGAGUCGCCAGCUGGAUUCUGUGAGCAGAUCCUGCCAGGGGAUGAAGUGAUUCAAGUCAAUGACCAGGUUGUGGUGGGUUGGAGCAGACAAAACCUGAUAAAGAAACUCCGGGAAAAUUGUGAGGGUGUGACUCUGGUUUUAAAGAAGGUGCCUAUCUCCUUACUAAAGCAUGAGAAAGCCACAAAGCCUCCAGAUUCACAGGUACAGGUCUCUGGAGGUCCCGAGUCUCCCACAGUAUUCUACAGGGUUACUGAUUCUAUAAGGUCUUUUUCUCAGCUUUCCAAGAAUAAAGGCGAGAAUUCAGAAGAGAAAAGUCUGGGAGGGGGUUUGGAGGCGUCUGAGGCUGGGGGAGCUAGCGGGUACUCCCAGAGCCAGUCCACCUGGUAUGAUUUCGACCAGGAGGGGGAGCUACUGAGCAAGGGGGAGCAGACCCCUCCACCCCUGACCACACCUGAAAGCCCUGUGCAUGAAGGCAUUGUCCACAGUCCUGGGAUCAGUACAGAGAGUACCGGAGCUCCCAGUGACCCCUCAGUCCUUCCCGGGACCCUCGAACUGAAACGCUACUCCUGGCAGCGCAGACACAGCUUUGAGCAGCAGGGCAGCGAUUCCGAGAUGGCAGCACAAAGACAGGAGCAGGAGAGAGCAUCCAGAAAGUCAAAUACAAAAGGGGUCCGCGGUACUGCCAGUCGCAGGCGUAUCUCAUGCCGGGAGCUGGGCAAGGCUGACUGCGAGGGCUGGCUCUGGAACAAGAAGAAAGAGAGCAGCGUUUUCGUCACGCAGAAGUGGCAGCGCUUCUGGUUUGUGCUGAAGGGAUCCUCGCUGUACUGGUACAACAGCCAGCAUGAUGAGAAGGCGGAGGGUUUCAUUAAUGUAUCUUCAUACAAUAUUGAAAGUGCUGGCGAUCACAAGCGGAAAUAUGUCUUUAAAGUCUGCCACGAGAGGUUUCGGACAUUUUUCUUUGCUGCGGACAAUGUUACUGACAUGAGCAAGUGGAUCAAUUGCUUGAUAACCGGUAUACUAAAACACAAGCAGAACAGCAAGAAUCUCCCAAAGAAAGAGGAAGGUAGAGCAUCUCCCCAUUCAUCUCAAUACCCCCCCAGCAGUGGCAGCAUUAUGUCCCCCCCAGGCUGUCAUUUAUUAUUAUUAUUUGAUUUCUUGUCCACUGUUAUCAGCAGAAUAUGUAUAUACUAUACAGUAGCUUUAGAGACGACAGCGGCCUCUUCUUCAGGUGCGUGGAAGCUAAUGCAGUGGAUAAUCCUAGUGCAUAGGUGGAUAGGUGUCUGUGUUCUGGUUAUUAAUAGGGGUGACACCCAGGCUCAGUUAUAGAUGGUACUGUUAUGAAAUACAAAGUCAUUUCCUUAAAUAAUCGUGUUCUGUGCGUUAUUGAGUAGAAGAGAGUAGUAUUUAAAACGCACUGAAAUCAGGGCACUUUAUGUCUGUGCUUUCAUUAGUCUUGUGUCUUCUCCUCAGUGCGUUGGUCGGUUCAAGCCUACACAGUCCACACACUCUCUGCCAGGGUCGCUAUUGAUUUUUAAUGCAGUGCCCGCUAAGCUGAAAUGCUUCGGUGCGGAGUUGUCAUGGCAACCUGGUGUACUCACUUGAGCUUUCAAUUGCUGGUGGCAGCCCUUUGUGUCUGGUUCUAUUAAAUAAAUACCCUUCCCCUCCCCAACCCACACUUUGCAUGCCUGUGGCCUUUUAUACCUCUCUCCCCAUAAAAUUAUAUUAUUGGCUAAUCAAUCACACUGCCAUUAAAGACUCAUUAAAGAGGAAGUCUUUUUUAAUCAUACUUACCUUGCCUGAAUUAUUGUUCCCUGGUUAAUUAUACUCUUUCUUCUCUCCUGGCACGCAGCUUCGCUCUUUCAGUUUGUGUAAACGCAUGCACAGCCUCUACUGAGUCCCUGCUCGCUGGCAUCAGUAAGGGCCCUUGCUUCUGCUUCCCAGAAUCCUACUGGAGAGUGACAUU